AUGUUUUGGCGCUUCGGGGGGUAUGCGAGCGUCUCCGCCAUCGACUCCCUUCUGGACAAACCCGUUGUCAGCCUUGAAGAGCUGCUAGACGAAUCCGAACUGAUCCAAGAACUCAAGCAACUGAACACGAAACUCAUAGAGUAUCUACGCGAAGAUGAUGUCUUGAAGAAGCUUAUGGACUACGUGAUCGCCCCUAGCCUGGUGAACGAUGAUGAAGAUGACGGUGAUGCGGACACGGCUAAUCAAAAGGAGGGUUCUCGGGCGAAGGAUGAUGACUCCGCGGCCGGAGAGAAGGAGACUGAUCCUCUCAAGGAUAUAUUGGAUCCUGAGGACCUUGAGCGAGCGGAAAAAGAGCGUCUCAAGCGGGCCUAUGUUGCGUGCGAGAUUCUCUCAUCCGAAGUUUGGUCUAUUCUAGACUCUAUUAUGGCCAACCCUGAGCACUUACGCGGUUUCUGGAGUUUUAUCCGGCGCCCAGCACCCCUUGACUCUAUCCAGGCGAGCUAUUUCACAAAGGUGAACGAAACAUUAUUGGAUAAGAAGACGGGAGAGAUGCUGGAGCUGCUGAAGUCGAUGGAUGACAUUAUUCCGGCAAUUCUUCAGCAUGUUGAUAACCCCAUGGUCAUGGAUCUUCUGUUGAAGCUGAUCAGCUUGGAGAGAGCUGAGGGCGGCCAGGGCAUCGUUGAUUGGCUCAAAUCGCAGGAUCUGAUACCGAGAUUGCUCUCCUUCCUGUCGUCUGAGUGGCCGGCUUCCGUUCAGACCUCCGCGGGAGAUUUUCUUAAAGCCAUCAUAACCAUAUCGGCGAAUGCAACGCAGAACGACCAAUCUUGUAUCGGCCCAAACAGUCUGACUCGUCAAUUGGUUUCUCUGCCAUGCGUGGAAACUCUUGUCAACGCGAUGUUACAAGGCGGCAACACUUUGACAGUCGGUGUUGGAAUUGUAAUUGAAGUUAUCCGGAAGAACAACUCUGAUUAUGACCCGGAGCACCUGAAUGGACCUGAUUCUAUUCCUACCAUGUACGAUCCUAUCUAUCUCGGCACACUACUUCGUGUUUUCGCCAAACAUAUACCCGACUUUGUGGCGUUGAUUAGCAGCUCAAAGCAUACGGUUGUUGAUGGAGGGAAGAUGAAGAGCGUGGAACGUGGUCGGCUGAGCUCAGCCUGGGGCGCCAAAAUUGAGCCGCUUGGUUUUGACAGGUUCAAAACGUGCGAAUUGAUGGCUGAGUUGCUUCAUUGCAGCAACAUGGGGCUGUUGAACGAGCCAGGGAGUGACGCUUAUGUUAAGCAGAGAGAUGCAGAGCGCGAGAGGAUUUUAAAAGAAGGUGCAUUCGAUCAACACCACGAGGGUACUUCCACGUUUGGCGGUAAUGACUCGACCGUGGAUUUUGUCAAUGGUUCCGUCGCGGGCUUUGGGUCUCCGGAUGAUUCAAGGGACUUAGACGCAACGAAUGCUGGUGAGGAAUGUUUUGAAGAUGUUAGCUCAUCCACUGUUCUUGUCGACAAAGAAAAAGAGCCAAGCAGCAAGGAAGGGGACUCUAACUUAGAACCAUCGUCAGCUGAGCAAACCCCGCCCACUACAGGGGACCAGCCUGAGACUGAGGCCAAAGAGAAAACCACUGCUGAGAGUAAGACGUCAUCUGAUAACGGGUUAUCGCCCACCGAUGACCUUGCCUCUCAAAUCAAUAAGAUGUCGCUGGAAACAACACCGGUCAAUGAUGAGAACCAAAAACCCACGGAGUCUACGGAGACUGAAACAGGACCGGUCUCAGCAUCAGCCCCAAUGUCCUCGAAUCCCGACGCUGUACCUGCCCCUCUGUUUGCUGCCAAGGAGCAAAACCAAGCAGCGGCUGUUGCUACAGCUGACGCCCCCCACCAGGUUAAGCCUUCAGAGGCUGUAGGCGACAUAUCUGAGAAAUUGCCCGCAGAGGAGACCCAAGGUGAUUCUCAACAAUCCUUGCACCCCGACGUUCAAAUAGACACAAAUGGACAGCCUGUAGUCGGCGACUAUCUGAAAAUCAUGUUCGCAGAAAACAAAGUUGUUCCCACCAUACUGGACUUCUUUUUCCGCUUCCCCUGGAACAACUUCCUUCAUAACGUCGUCUAUGAUGUCAUCCAGCAGGUAUUCAACGGACCUAUGGAUCGUGGAUACAACCGUAUUCUAGCCAUCGAUGUCUUCGAAACGGGCAGAAUAACGCAGGCAAUUAUUGAAGGCCAAAAGCGGAGCGAUGAGACUCAACGGAGCAAGAGAAUCCGUCUCGGAUAUAUGGGCCAUCUGACACUAAUUGCGGAGGAAGUUGUCAAAUUCAGCGAGCGCCAUCCUCCAGAGCUGCUUUCCACGACUGUAAUGGACAACGUGCUCAACCCAGAGUGGAUCGAAUAUGUUGAGCAGACACUUUCUGAGACGAGAGAGCGUGACAAUGCUAUUCUUGGUGGAGUUCGACCUGAUAUUUCCAUCGGGCAUCGGCAGGGUAUGCUUGGGGCUGGUCAAUCUUCAGCCCUGGCUGAUGCUGGCUUGAAUGGCAUGGCUGGCAACCAAAACUUCCAAGGAUUUGACAUGGUGAAUCAAGGAAGUGUAUCGGGUGGGGCAUUUGGUGCUGGUGGCAACUCGUUGCUCAGUGGAUUUGCAAGCUCCAGUGACGAUGAGGAUGAAGACAUGGAGGAUCUGGAUGACCGGCACUUAGCCGAAGGAACCGCGGAAAGCGGCACCGAGAAUGCAUCGAGCCAACCGAUACCUAUCCUCCCUCCGCCCCCAGCUCCCCUUAGCCUUGGCCCAUCCCGGGCGCGGCGACAACUCGCUGCACGACUUGCGGCUCAGAAACAGGCAGCCGAAAAUGCCGAGGGUGGUGAAACCGAAGACGAGAAGCAGCGCUCAACCGAGUUUCAGUGGCCGUCUGAUACCUUUGGUGGCCAAGAAUCAAAUGCAGGUCCUUCAUCGGAAUUCCCCGCCGCUAAUGCCUCGUCACCAACGUUCCCUGAACGGCGCAAGGAGCGAGUUCCGCUUGAGGUUGAUGACGACGAUGACGAUAUGGGCGAAAUGGUGGGCCCAUCAAUGGACUCUCACAUGAUGGACUCAGAUGAAGAGGAAGAUGCCAUCCUCAAUGAGUCACUAGGGUAUCCAGAACUUGGGCCCGGGCAGUACAAGAGCUUCCGGAGCUCUCGAUUGGGUCAAUCUCCAUUUGGGGAUGAUCAAAAUGAUAGCAGCGAAGGGGAGGAUGAGGGGCUUGUGGAGAUUCUUGUCCCAGGCAAGAAACCUCAGUGAUCUGCCUCGCCUGGAACUCUACCUCUAGGUGUUUUGACUCAAACUCAUUCUCGACGAACUAAAACUCAUGAUGAUGAUUAUGAUGAUGUACACUAUUUGACUGCAUGGCAUUGUAUAUCCCAACGCGAUGACAAGGAGCACAGCGAAUACGAAUACGGCCUGUUGGAUAGGUU
Molecule: messenger RNA, 3428 nt
Organism: Aspergillus nidulans FGSC A4
Lineage: Eukaryota; Fungi; Ascomycota; Eurotiomycetes; Eurotiales; Aspergillaceae
Exons: 5
Coding region: 1-3255 (1084 amino acids)
Molecular function (GO): protein phosphatase binding
Source: RefSeq, a predicted model, not a curated record